Messenger RNA from Physeter macrocephalus (sperm whale), 2722 nucleotides. It is a transcript of the gene EFNA1, whose product is annotated as ephrin A1. The transcript has 3 exons. Gene Ontology annotation, cellular component: plasma membrane. NCBI's taxonomy places the organism in Eukaryota, Metazoa, Chordata, Mammalia, Artiodactyla, Physeteridae. The record is from RefSeq and is a predicted model, not a curated record. Bases 1043 to 1657 code for a protein of 204 amino acids. Gene Ontology annotation, biological process: ephrin receptor signaling pathway; axon guidance. Gene Ontology annotation, molecular function: ephrin receptor binding.
UUGGCAGCCAACUCUGCUGAGUCUCUAGCUGGCAGUGCUUGGUGGAAUUCAGAGAAGCUGACCGGCUUGCAGAGGGAGGUGGGGAGGCACUUUUUCCCCUACUAGGACCCCGCCUAGACUGGAGCCAGGUGUCUAGAGCUGCGGGGGAGGGGUCGGUGGGCAGUCCGGCUGGAGCCUUUGGAGCCUGGGGGGAAUGGGCUGGGGGAGGUGAGCUGGCUCCAUCUUGGGAAGAGGGAGGGGAGAGGCCUUCUCAGAUCUGAGAACUCCAGCAUUUCUGGAGCUCAUUUCACAAGAGGUGAAAGUAUGGCUUUUGGAGAUAAAGGGACAGAGAGGUUUUGGGGUGCUUUGAGAGAAGUGGACAAGGAGAGCUGAGCAUAGAUUUGAGUAGCUAGAAGGGGAGAUUUGAGGGGACUGGAUGAAUUGAUUAAAGCAAUUUAACUCAAAAGGACUGGACAUUAUCUGUGGGCAUGGAUGUCCUGGGUGUUGGGGGAAAAGUGAAGUUGAACAAUGUGAGAUAUACUCAGUGGGUCAAGGGGAAAAAAUGAGAGGAGUAAGAGAAGUGAAGACAGAUUGUUGGACACCGAGUACUAGCAUGGGAAAGAGAAAGGGUUAUGUGGAUCUUGAUUAUAGAAUGGGCCAGUAGGGUCUCAGAUUGAGGUCUAAUAGCAGUUAAAGGAGCAAAUGGUAGAAUAGAGUUGCGGAAAUAUUUAUAGGUAGAAGAGUGAGCAGAGGAAAUAUUUAGAAGCCCACCUUUGGGUAAAUAUCAGGAAGGUUAUGGGAAGUGCCUUGGUACCUGAAAGAUACUAAGUGGAUGCUAUUUAGAGGAUUAGUGGCAGACGAUGGUGGCGGGAAUGUUUGGAGAUGGUGGAAAGAUAUUUAAGAGAUCAAGAUCAGUAAAUUAAAUACUGGAAGUUGAGAUUUUAAAAAAAUCUUUGGUGGGGGUGGUGGUCCAGUAUGAAAUGUGAGGGGUCAUGUAAACAUUUGGAAGCUCAAGGCUCUGGCCUGGCUUCUGAGUGACCACCUGCUUUCUCUACCUCUGCGCAUGCCCAGGUUUCGGAAUGAGGACUACACAGUACAUGUGCAGUUAAAUGACUACCUGGACAUCAUCUGUCCUCAUUAUGAGGAUGACUCUGUGGCAGAUGCUGCCAUGGAGCGGUACACACUGUACCUGGUGGAGCGUGAGCAGUACCAACUGUGCCAACCCCAAUCCAAGGACCAGGUCCGCUGGCAGUGCAACCAGCCCAGUGCCAGGCAUGGCCCAGAGAAGCUGUCUGAGAAGUUCCAGCGCUUCACACCCUUUACCCUGGGCAAGGAGUUCAAAGAGGGACACAGCUACUACUACAUCUCCAAACCCAUCCACUACCAGGAAGACCAGUGCUUGAGGUUGAAGGUGAACGUCAAUGGCAAAAUCAGUGAGUGUCACAGCCUUGUGGGCCUCCUUGCUGCAUCCCUAUGCUGGGCCUGGUCUAGUGAUCUGGGAUGGUUGGGAAGUCCCACUGCCUGGCCCACCCAGCAUUCCCACCCCUCUGCCUCCUUGGUGUACCAAGUACCUGGCCUAAGACCACCCUUAUCUUUCAGCUCACAGUCCUCAGGCCCAUGCCAAUGCACAGGAGAAGAGACUUCCAGCAGACGACCCAGAGGUGCAGGUUCUACAUAGCAUUGGUCACAGUGCCGCCCCCCGCCUCUUCCCACUCGCCUGGGCUGUGCUGCUCCUGCCAUUCCUGCUGCUGCAAACCCCAUGAAGGUGUAUGCCGCAUACACUGUAAGAACUGGAACUGGGCUGAGGGGGCAGGGCGGGCUUCCCUCACCUGCCUGGGGCCCCUCCCAAAGCCCUAGUCCUGGGAACCACUCCUACCACAUGCACAAGCUGCCACCCAGCAGCCUCAAAACGGGUCAGUAUUAAAGCUUUCAACCCAAAGGAGGUCAGCAAGCCUGACAGUGCCAUCCUCGCCUCCACCUCAGAGGGAUGGACAAAGAAGUGGAGACAGUCCUUUCCCCUCCAUUCCUGCCCUUAAGCCAAAGAAACGAGCUGUGUGGACAUGGCCUCUUAAGAAGGGCACUGUGGGAGCCGAGCUGAAAGGAGCUUGGGCUUACAUGGAUGGACACUGAGCUUGGCAAAGAUGUCCCUCCCAGAGAGAGCCAGGAUGGCUCUGAAGGAAAAGCAAGAGACAGUUUUCUGCUUGGGAGCCAGGGACAGGAGAGGCAGCAUGCUUGGGCUGACCCAGCAUCUCCCCCAAGACUUUCCUCUGUGGAGGUGCCACGGAGAGGACUGUAGCCAGGCACUACAUCCUCUCCCACCCUGGGGCAUCACUCCACAGAGCUGCGCCAGCAGGGGGGCUGUGCCAACCUGUUCUUAGAGUGUAGCUGUAAGGGCAGUGCCCAUGUGCACAGAGUCUGUGCCUAGACUGACUGUAGGCUGAAGGGCAGGGCCCACGAGUACAGAAUCUGUAUAUGAAUUAGAUGUGUGUCUGCUGAUUUCUACAACUGGAGUUUUUUUAUACAAUGUUCUUUGUCUCAAAAUAAAGCAAUGUGUUUGGUUUUUUGGACAUGCUUUUCUGCCCUUCCAUCCUAAUUUAAGACCAUUGAGUCCCUGCUGCUGCUAGGCUCUGUGCUAUGUCGGUAGCAAUUGGGUUUGAGUUUUUUCCCCUCUCUCUGAAAAGAAUACAUGCCCCUCACCAGCCCACAAGGGUGGGGUGUUUCCUCCUCUGAGGGUUGUCCAGGA